AUGUGGAUGUUUUCUUGGCUUUGUGCCAUUUUAAUUAUUUUGGUGAUUGCUGGUAUGGACACAGUAGCAAAGACCACACCACAUACUAAAUUUACGAAGAAAUCUGAGGAAAAAGAUAUGCUGAAGAGUCUCAAGCCGUCCAGUGGCCCAACUCCAGAAGAAAAGGAAAUUCCUUUCAUGGAAGCAGCUGAAAUGACAGAAGCAACCCCCAGCCCUCCAGCCCCAGAGUCUGCCUUCGAUGCUGCCACUCUCUUCCCCUUUAAAAACUUCACUCUUGACACGGCUGAUAUCUUUUUGAACUGCUGUGAUUGUUGUUCAUUUGUACCAGGGCCAAAAGGAGAACCCGGAGAGACUGGAAAGCCAGGUCUUAAGGGAGAGGCUGGUGAUUUGGGGAUCCCAGGGCCACCAGGAGUUGUCGGACCCCAAGGUCCAAAAGGCCAGAAAGGAGAGAAGGGACUAAAGGGAGAACGUGGGGACCCAGGAACAAGUGGAGUUCCAGGAUACCCAGGAAAACCUGGAGAACCAGGUGGCCUUGGUCCUAAAGGGGAUAGAGGAAACAUUGGACCAGCGGGAGUGAAAGGACAAAAAGGCUCCAAGGGGGACAUGUGUGCAAAUGGUACCCAAGGAGAUAAAGGAGACCAGGGGGCUGUGGGCUCACCAGGCUUGAAUGGAGAGCCUGGGGCCAAGGGGGAGAAGGGCGAGAUGGGGGAUAAGGGCUACUGUGGAGAGUCUGGGGAGAGGGGAGGAAAAGGAGAAAAAGGUGAGGAGGGUCUGAAAGGAGAAAAAGGUAGCAAAGGAGAUACUGGAACAGAAGGUAAAGGUGGCCCAGAUGGCCUGCCUGGGGCCCCAGGGGAUCCAGGGGUUAAAGGAGAAAAGGGAGAGUUAGGUCUGCCUGGUCCUAUGGGACCCGCGGGGCCAAAAGGUGAGCUUGGGAGCAAAGGAGUCCGGGGAUCUAUUGGCAAGAAGGGCUCUCGGGGCCUCAAAGGCUCUAAGGGGGAGGUGGCCAGAGCUAUGCGGUCAGCUUUCAGUGCUGCCUUAUCCAAGCCUUUCCCUCCUCCCAACAUCCCUAUCAAGUUUGACAAGGUUCUCUAUAAUGACCAAGGAAAUUACAGCCCCAUCACUGGCAAAUUUAACUGUAGUAUUCCUGGGGCAUAUGUUUUUUCCUAUCACGUCACUGUGAGGGGUCGACCUGCUCGCAUCAGCCUGGUGGCCUGGAAUAAGAAGCGGUUCAAGUCCCGAGAAACGCUCUAUGGUCAUGAAAUAGACCAGGCCUCUCUCCUCAUCAUCCUGAAAUUAAGUGCAGGGGACCAAGUCUGGUUGGAAGUUUCAAAAGAUUGGAAUGGUGUAUAUGUCAGCCCUGAGGAUGACAGCAUUUUUACUGGGUUCCUUUUGUACCCAGAGGAAAAUUCUGGAAUUUCACCAUAAACUUGUGUCUUGGACACUGUAGUUUGGGUUCAGUGGAAUAAGUCGGCGACAUAAGGUAAUGCAAUUAAAAAGAAUAACUUUUAUUACUUUUUUCAUAAUUAUAAAAAAUGCAAAAAACGUAAGAAAAAAUUGUAUCACGUAGAGUCAAUUACUAUAAGUAUUUUAAGACAUCACCUUUUCUUAAAAAUUAAAAAAAAUUUUUUUUAGACAGCAAGAGAAGGAGAAUGGGGAAGGGGCAGAGGGAGAGGG
Lutra lutra (Eurasian river otter) is the source of this 1674-nucleotide messenger RNA. It is a transcript of the gene OTOL1, whose product is annotated as otolin 1. NCBI's taxonomy places the organism in Eukaryota, Metazoa, Chordata, Mammalia, Carnivora, Mustelidae. Gene Ontology annotation, molecular function: protein binding. The transcript is spliced from 4 exons. The record is from RefSeq and is a predicted model, not a curated record. Bases 1 to 1425 code for a protein of 474 amino acids.